AUGACUUCUCCUGUUCUCGUUUUCGGACCAACUGGAGGGGUGGGCAGCGCUGCUGCCAUUGAAGCACACAAGCGCGGUAGCAAAGUUUAUCUCGCUAUGCGAAACACAAAGAAGGAACUUAAAGGGAUUCAAGAAGAUGGGAAUAGCUACGUCCGGAUUCAAGCUGAUUUAGCCAAGCCUGAGACGAUCAAACAGGCCGUCAAGACCUCUGGCGCAAAGACAGCCUUCGUGUACGUCAUAUAUGAGACUAAGGAUGCCAUGCGGAGUAGCUUCGAAGCGCUGAAGGAGGCCGGUAUAAUGUACAUUGUGCUCUUAUCAUCGUUCAAGGUCCAAGACCCUCUAACCUCGGAGGCCAACAAGAAGGAUAAUAUCGCCGCUUUCCAUGCAGCGGCCGAAGGCGCAUUGAGAGAAACGGGCGUCCCAUACGUGGCUGUGCGACCUGCAUGGUUCAACAGCAACAUAUUUUGGAACGUCGAGGACAUCAAGAAAGGCGGAGUCGAGGUCCUCUAUCCCAACGUAGUGUACGACUACCUCGCUCCCUCAGACAUAGGCACGGUGUGUGGCACACUCCUUACAGAGCCACGUUUACAGAAAGAAGCGGGACAGUCGAUCUACUUGUGUGGUCCGAAGCUUAUGACGCAACAUGAAGGCUAUGCUGUUCUUAGCAAGGUAUUGGGGAAGGAAAUCAAGAUCAAAGAGAUUGGCGAAGAAAGGUUUUCCCAGAAGUAUGGGUAUAUGCCUAAGCCGGUACUCGACACACUGGUGCGGGGCAUGAGAGAGAGCAAUUCGGGACACGACAGUUAUGCGGAGAUUUAUGACAAGGGCGUGGAGAACUUGAGAAAGUACACAGAGCGCGAGCCGACAAAGUUCGAAGACUGGGUCAAAGAGAACCAGGCUGCAUUUACGUAG
Messenger RNA from Alternaria atra, 909 nucleotides. RefSeq lists its product as uncharacterized. The transcript has a single exon. Lineage: Eukaryota; Fungi; Ascomycota; Dothideomycetes; Pleosporales; Pleosporaceae. The coding region runs from base 1 to 909 and encodes 302 amino acids. The record is from RefSeq and is a predicted model, not a curated record.